Messenger RNA from Megalops cyprinoides (Indo-Pacific tarpon), 5044 nucleotides. RefSeq names its product insulin-like growth factor-binding protein 5. Lineage: Eukaryota; Metazoa; Chordata; Actinopteri; Elopiformes; Megalopidae. The transcript is spliced from 4 exons. Bases 443 to 1249 code for a protein of 268 amino acids. Gene Ontology annotation, biological process: regulation of insulin-like growth factor receptor signaling pathway. Gene Ontology annotation, molecular function: insulin-like growth factor II binding; insulin-like growth factor I binding; fibronectin binding. The record is from RefSeq and is a predicted model, not a curated record. Gene Ontology annotation, cellular component: extracellular region.
GCCUGAAGUUGAUCAGUCCGCUCAGAAAAGUGCUCCAGAGGGGGAAGUAUUGGAAUCGGUUUGAAAUAGGGGAAAGUCCUGAUUUUUCAGCAAAGAAUUGCCUUGCUCACAGACACCAUUUAUCAGAGAGGAAAUUGUUUCAGUGCAUUCCUUAAUUUUGCGAGUUUACACUUAUUGCAUCAAAUUGGACUUUUAAGAGAAGGGAAAUUGUUCUUCAGUUUUAGAAAAACCUCAUUUUGAGCUCCAAAAGAUAGCAAGGCUGUCACAGCGGUACUGUCUUCAAAGCGAGGAAAAACACAGGUGCGUCUGGAUGCUGACUCUUUUACAAACGCUUUGAUAGAAGCUUUAAAAUCUGAUGACCGGAGGCAAAGAAACCAUCUCUCCCAUUAAGUACACCAGUUGAUUCAUAUUUCCAUACUGUGAGGUGAUCUUCUGAACGAACAUGAUACUCGGUUUUUUUCUGUUGGUGACAUUUUUCUUGGGACUGUCGCGGUGCUGGGGCUCCUAUGUCCCCUGCGAGCCGUGCGAUCAGAAGGCGCUGUCGAUGUGCCCGCCGGUUCCCGUCGGCUGCCAGCUGGUGAAGGAGCCGGGCUGCGGUUGCUGCCUGACCUGCGCUUUAUCGGAGGGUCAGGCGUGCGGCGUGUACACCGGAACAUGCACUCACGGGCUCCGAUGCUUGCCACGGGACGGCGAGGAAAAGCCGCUUCACGCCCUUCUGCAUGGAAGAGGAGUCUGCACGAAUGAGAAGGGAUACAAAGCGCUCCAUCCACCGAUGGAUCGAGAGUCGCGGGAGCACGAGGACACAGUGACUACUGAGAUCACAGAUGACAUUUUUCUCCCUGCCAAAGUACCACUCUUCCCCAAAGACCACAUCACCAGCAAGAAGGCCCACGCCAUGCGCAAGGACCGGAAGAGGCAGCAGGAGAAGCUGCGUUCCGUCGGCCAGGUGGACUACUCCCCCCUCCCCAUCGACAAGCACGAGCCCGAAUUCGGUCCCUGCAGAAGAAAGCUGGACGGGAUUAUCCAGAGGAUGAAGGACACCUCUCGCGUCAUGGCCCUGUCCCUGUACCUGCCCAACUGUGACAGAAAGGGCUUCUUCAAGCGCAAGCAGUGCAAGCCCUCCCGUGGACGAAAGCGGGGCAUCUGCUGGUGUGUGGACAAGUACGGGGUACAGCUGCCCGGCACAGACUACAGCGGAGGUGACAUCCAGUGCAAGGAUCUAGAGAGCAGCAGCAACAACAACGAGUGAGGAGCCGCCCUCCCCAAUCACCUGACCAAGGGCCCGCCCUCCCCAAUCACCUGACCAAGGGCCCGCCCUCCCCAAUCACCUGACCAAGGGCCCGCCUUCUACCCUGCUGUCCAUCCACCCACCAGUCACUUUGAGAUUUAAAAUGCAAAAAAGAAAAACAAACAAAAAAAAAAUUAAACAGAAAAAAAAGACAUAUGAACCUUCUUGACUGUGCGCUCAUCUCUAACUCGCUGGGAAAGCUAGGUCAGUCCCCUUACUCUCUGCUGGGACCCUCUGAUAAGAGCGAGGUCUCGGCGAAAUGUUUGUAAAAAUAUAUACGUAUAUUUAUAUAUUUUUAUAGAAAUGGGAUUGAGCACCAAACUGUAUUUCUUUCAAAUUUAAAGUGAUGCAAACAAAAAAAAAGAACACAAGGCACGACAGUGGAAAGCAGGACUGUGUUGGUAUUUCAUGUCUGUUCCUAUUGUGGUGUCAGAGACAUAGCAGGAAUUUGAAUAUAGGCAAAAAAGGAUUGGUUUCUUUUCCAGAAAUAACGAAAAAAUGAGGUAGGGAUCUGCUGAUACAGCUCCCACUAUCUGGGUAUUUGUCCUGUCAGAGCACUUAAACAUUGGGGAAACUGAUUUGUUUGGAAAUAUGCAACUUUGCUUGGUGAUUGUGACCCUGAGCCUGGGUGAGCUCUGUAAAGAGCGUUCUCUUUUGCUCCUGUCCCCGGUGCUUCCAGCGGGAAUCCCUGAGCUAGCCAGCGGCUGAGGGGGUGAGAGGAGGGGCACGCGGCCAGCCUGUGAACAGGGUGUCUUUGGAAGUAGGAACAUAGGCAAGAGGAAGAAGAAACACGUUGUGGACAAAUCUUUUUAAGCCGCUUCAUGAGGUUGUAGCAAAUUUAUAACGCCAACUGUGCCUGUGUAAACAGAGGCUGCCAUGCCACUCGAGACACCCAGGGCUACAGAGGGAACCCUGCUUUCCGCUGGUGCACAGAGGCCAUGACAUCCUACAGAUCAUGAAACAGUCUGAGGCUCCCCUCCUCUCCCCUCAACCCCUGACUAAACAUCAGCGGGAUAGUUUUAACACCCCCCUACACACACACACACACACACACACACACACACACACAAACACUCACUUACACAGACUUUACUUGAUAAAGUAUGUCAAUGCAAGUCGUUGAGAAAGGUUGAAAUGGUUAAAAUGAGAAUUUGUUUAUUCCUUCAUUACUGUUUCGAGCGAACGUGUGUGAAGCACAUCCUGGAAUCGAGUGUUUGAAAGGUAAAAGCGUCAAACGUUGCGAGGGGAAUUAAAACACAGCGCCUGAGUCCGCCAGCCAGGACCACAGUGCUCUCCCCACUGCGGUCAUUCUGUGUGUAGCCUUAUCUGAUUUUGUUUGUACUGUUUUUCUUUGCCUUCAGUGAAGUAAUAACUGCCCAUAUUUUGUAACCAAGUGAUCUCGUAGACACAGAUAUAGGUCUAACCUUGGUGAGUUACUUUAAAGAUAUAUUAAUGAAUGCUUUUUCAAAGCACUUCAUGAUAGGGGCGCUUUGAAAAGGCAUAGCUGAGCCUGUUUACUAUGCAAAUGCGAAAAAGGGAUUUGCAUAGUAGUUUAUUCCAGCUUGUCAUGACUGAGGGAACCCUGGUCAUUUGAAUACAGGAUGGCCAGGAAGCUCGCCUUUUCUCUCCCUUCCCUCAGCUUAUCUGUAACACACUAAUUAUCUUCUUAGUGUAAACUUACCUUUCAUACAUCACUAUAUCAUAAAUCAGGAAUAAUUUGUUGGAAAGCCCAGCCUUUUCUUAAAAAUGAUCACCAGUACAGGAAAGUGCACAUUUUUAUCACUUCAGGGCCUUUUGAUGUGUAGCUUUAGUUCUGUAUGUAAAUCUCAGUGCCUUUCUGCAUGCAAAUAGAUUUGAAUAGUGAUUACCACAGACAAGUAGAAGGGGAAAAGAACCAGAGGCCCUGCUUAAUCAGACGACAGAGCUAAGACAGGUUCUAAUUUGGAUACAGGUGCACAACCAGUUUACUCUCGUGUCACACAUUUAUUCUGAACCAAAUUGAAAGCACACCUGGUGCUAGAGGCAGAGAGAUGAAGGUAGAGGGAUGCAUUUGUCGCUUGAACUUGAAACGUGGCUAUAACUCUGCCUCUUUUUAAAGCAAGAGGCUGGACAUUGCUUUGGCAGCCGCAGGGUAGUUCAGGACUGCUGGGUGCAGUAGGUCAGGCUUUGCCCAUUUUCAGCAAUCAGUGCACCUGUGAGGACGCCCGGCCUCGGUCUCAUUCUCUGCUACACGGCUUGCUCUCUCAUCCUGUUUCAGACAUGAAAACAGGUCAUUAUUAAUGAGACUAGUGUGAGCCUAGCUCUGCAGUGACCUGUGACCUCUGUUCUUGCAUUGGGAAACCGAUUGAGAGAUCUUGCAUUUACUAAACAGUUCUAAAUAUGCAAAGGGAUUCUUGAUGAUGUUACAAAGGUUAAAAUUAUUGACAGUUGUAUUCUUAAUGCACUUCUGAGUCAGUAAUGUGAAGUUGGCAGGUGAUCUGGGUCUGUUCCUGACACAGAAGGCAUCUGAAACGGAGAAAAUUCAACACAGACAGUAAUAACUCAAGCUAUUGGCAAGAUCUGAGUCCUGCACAGUGCAUUGCUCCCCUUCACCCUGUUUUUGAAAGCAGUUUGCACUUGAUUAAAUUAAUCCAUAACCAUGACAAAAAGGACAAUCUUCUUCUCAUAGUACCAUCUGAAAAUGUGCAGAUGCGUUUUGUUUGUGUUGAGCAGCAGAUUCAGGCCUCCGAGGCGCUGCACGGUAACUUUGACAGGGGCUGUGGCCCAUGCCUGGGACCCACAACAAUGUCAGAUACGGAUCAUAGUAACGCAAGUAGCUACUAAUCACAGCUGAACUUGGCCUGCUCUCACAGCCUGUGGAGCCGAGCCUCACUGUCAGAGGGAGAGAGCGUAAGUGUGGUAGGGAGUGGCCUCGCAUGGGGGCCCCCUCUCUGAUAGACCCCAACCACAGGGACACAGAAAUUUGCAACAGUAUGACAUAGAUACAUUUAGCAGGACAGACAACGGGGUCUUCUGGAGUCUGAGGGCCAGGCAAAAGGCAGCAAGGGGUGAAUGUGUGUUUGAUUUCCACCUCUUUUGGUAUCUACCGUCGAUUUGAGAGGAGAGAUUUAAAAUCCUUGGCCUUGUUGAAACUGAUAUCAAGUGCAGUAUCGCCAUCUCUUCCAGAGGCACACAAGCUAUGCUGGCUGUCUGCCUGUCACUAAAUUAAAUUUGUAAAGGUGGGUAGUGAUACUGCAUGUCUUCAACCAAUUUGCGCCUAACUCUAGAAAUCAUGAGUUUCUAGUUUGCUCAUGGAAGGCUUUUUUGGUUCAACAGUUGUAAAGGUAAACUGCAUACAUGUGGCUAUAGAACAUAUGUUGGGUGCAGAUUGCAUAUGCGAAAAAUCAAGAUCGGAACUGAAACUGCUUUGUUUAAUGAUAUUAUUUGAGCAUUGAGUGUGGAAAUGAAAAUAGCACAGUUAAAGAGUUUAAAGGAGAGUACCUUCAGCUGCUCCAAGCUACGCCUGCGACUCCCUCAGACUCCCAGUCUCCAACUGGAUAGACUAAUGCCGUAACUACAGCUCAUAGUACCGUAGUAACUACAGCUUUUUCUGAAUGCAUAACUAAUUUUUUAGUGGAGGAGAAAAUACAAACUAUUCAGUGUGUUAACAUGAUGUUAACAGCUUGUGAAAAAGACCCACUGGUGGCAGCAGGGCCGAGAAAACCUUCAGCAUUUGGAACUUUUAAUAAUAUAAAAAAGGAAGAAAAAAAUCUCGAA